Messenger RNA from Loxodonta africana (African savanna elephant), 13364 nucleotides. It is a transcript of the gene PRUNE2, whose product is annotated as prune homolog 2 with BCH domain. Lineage: Eukaryota; Metazoa; Chordata; Mammalia; Proboscidea; Elephantidae. Gene Ontology annotation, cellular component: cytoplasm. Bases 149 to 10105 code for a protein of 3318 amino acids. The record is from RefSeq and is a predicted model, not a curated record. Gene Ontology annotation, molecular function: pyrophosphatase activity. The transcript is spliced from 19 exons. Gene Ontology annotation, biological process: apoptotic process.
CUCAGCCGCCUCUGAGCGGCUGGAGGGAGCAGCCGGUGUCUCCGCUUCGCCGGGCGGGCCACUUCCCCGAGACCCCGCACCUCUCCCCCGGCGGAGCGCUCCCUCUGCGCCCCUCCGGGUACCCCUGGCUCCAACCUCGCGCAGCGACAUGGAAGAAUUUUUGCAGCGUGCCAAGUCCAAACUGAAUCGAAGCAAACGCUUGGAGGAAGUCCAUGUGGUUAUUGGACACAAAUCAUGUGACUUGGAUUCUCUCAUUUCUGCCUUCACAUAUGCAUACUUUCUAGACAAGGUCAGUCCACCUGGGGUUCUCUGUCUGCCAGUACUGAACAUCCCAAGAACUGAAUUCAACUAUUUCACCGAGACAAAGUUUAUUUUAGAAGAGCUAAAUAUCUCUGAAUCAUUCCAUAUAUUCCGAGAUGAAAUUAAUCUGCAUCAGCUAAAUGAUGAAGGGAAGUUAUCUUUAACACUCAUUGGCAGCAACGUGCUGGCCAGUGAGGACAAAACUUUAGAAUCAGCGGUUGUCAAAGUCAUUAAUCCAGUUGAGCAGAGCGACACUGGGUUUGAGUUCCAAGAGUCUUCCUCCUCCCUUGUGGUGAAAGAGAUUCUCCAGGAGGCUCCCGAGCUCAUCACCGAGCAACUGGCUCAUCUCCUCAGAGGUAGCAUCCUUUUCCAGAGCCUGACCAUGGAAUCAGAGAAGAUCUCAGAGAGACAGGAGGAAACCCUCUCCAUCCUGGAAGAGAAAUUUCCUAAUUUGCCUCCAAGAGAAGAUAUCAUCAGGGUCCUGCAGGAGACCCAGUUCAGUGCUCAGGGUUUAAGUAUUGAGCAGACAAUACUGAAGGAUCUAAAGGAACUGUCAGAUGGAGAAAUAAAAGUAGCCAUUAGUACCGUGAAUAUGACCCUGGAGGUAAGGAACUGUGUGUUUCAUAGGAAUAUCACCAGUGAUCUGAAAGCAUUUACAGACAAGUAUGGUUUCGAUGUCCUCAUCCUCUUGGCCAGCUACCCGUCAGAGGAGCAGCAGCCGAGACGACAGAUUGCCGUGUUUUCCGAGAACCUAGAGCUGUGCAGCCAGAUUUGCUGUGAACUGGAAGAGUGUCAGAACCCCUGCCUAGAACUGGAGCCCUUUGAGUGUGGCUCUGAUGAGAUACUGGUGUACCAGCAGGAAAACCCUUCUGUGACCUGCGAUCAAAUUCUUCUCCUUGUCAAGGAAGUCAUCAAUAGGAGGUGUCCAGAGAUGGUCUCUAACAGCCGGACUUCCUCCACAGAAGCUGUGGCAGGCAGUGCCCCACUCUCCCAGGGGUCUUCUGGGAUUAUGGAGUUGUAUGGUUCUGACGUAGAGCCACAGCCCAGCUCUGUAAAUUUCAUAGAAAACCCUCCAGAUCUCAACGAUUCUAACCAAGCUCAGGUGGAUGUCAACAUGGACCUUGUUAGCCCAGAUAGUGGGUUGGCCACCAUUAGGAGCAGCCGUUCAUCCAAGGAGAGCUCAGUUUUCCUCAGUGAUGACAGUCCAGUAGGAGAAGGUGCUGGGCCUCACCACAGCCUCCUUCCAGGGUUUGACUCUUAUAGCCCCAUCCCUGAAGGGGCAGUAACUGAGGAGCAUACACGGUCCGGUGAACAUGACAAACAUUUUGAUCUCUUCAACUUUGAUCCCACACCCAUGGUUUCUGGGCAGUCCCAGCCAUCUUCCCAUUCUGCUGACUUCUCCCCAGCAGAUGACUUCUUCCCCAACAGUGAUUCAUCAGAAGGACAGCUCCCCACAGGGCCUAAAGGACUUGAUGAGAUAGAGAUCAACAUGUCUAAUUAUUCAUCUAGUUCACUUUUGUCAACGGCUGGCAAAGACAGCCUUGUGGAAUUUGAUGAGGAGUUUGUCCAGAGGCAAGAAAGUCCCAGGGAUAACUCUGAAAGAAAUUUGAACCUGACAGAUUUUGUGGGAGAUGAAUCUCCUUCACCAGAAAGUUUAAAAAAUAUUGGAAAGAGAAUUCCACCGACACCUAUGAAUAGCUUUGUAGAUAGCUCACCAUCCACUGAAGAACGAACCCUAUUCUAUCCAGAAGAUACCAUCCAAAAUGUAGUUGACACAGGCCACUCAGGGCAGCCUCAGUCUCGUGCGAGGUGCAGCAGCUGGUGGGGGGGUUUAGAAAUUGACUCUAAAAACAUUAGGGAUGCAUGGAGUUCCAGCGAACAGGAGUCUGUCUUCCAGAGCCCUGAAUCAUGGAAAGAACAUAAGCCAAGCCCAGCUGAAAGGAGAGCCUCAGAUUCUGUAUUUCAACCCAAGAGUCUUGAAUUCUCAAAAUCAGGUCCCUGGGAGGCUGAAUUUGGUCAACCUGUACUGGGUGGCAGAGAGAAUCAAGAUCAAACUGAAGAAAACUUGCAGCUUCAAAACCUGCCCACUGAGAAAACACAUUUACCGAACGCUUCUCCUCAGGGAACAAACCACCUGAUAGAAGACUUCUCUGCUUUGUGGCAUUCUGAUCGAUCUCCCACAGCGAUGCCUGAGCCAUGGGGAAACCCCACAGAUGAGAGUGAACCAGCGGCUGUAGGCGCAUUUCCUGCCUGGAGUGCAUUUGGUAAAGAAGGUGACACUGAAGCCUUGAAAAAUACCUGGAAUCUGCACCCUGUGAGUGGUGAAACACCUUCUGUGAUGGACCCGAAUGAGUGGGCCAUGGCAAAAAGUGGCUUCUCUUUUCCUGCAGAAGACCUAGUAGACAAUUCGCCCAGUGAUGGAGAUAACGAAGCAACUCCAGAAAUCUGGGGCAAGAAGAACAAUGACUCCAGGGAUAGUAUCCUUGUAUCUGGAAAUUCCAGUUCGAAUCUGGAUCAUGUGUGGAAUCAUUCUAAGUCACCAAAGGAAGACCAGAAUGGUUUACUGGGUCCUCAAAUUAGAGGAAAGGUAUAUGAAAAGGUAGAUUCCUGGAACUUUUUUGAGGAGAGUAUCAAGAAAGGAGGAUCAGACGUUCUAGUUCCUUGGGAAGAUUCUUUCUUAUCAUACAAAUGCUCCGAUUACAGCGCAUCCAACAUAGGGGAAGAUUUGGUGACUUCCCCCUUAGAUACCAACUACUCCACCUCUGACUCUUACACGUCACCAACAUUUGCCGGACAGGAAAAAGAAACUGAAAACAAGUCAUUUGAUAAAGAGGAAGGUUUUGAGUCACAAGUUGCUAACUCCACCGCACAGGAGGCUGAAAUGCCUCCUCAGUCACCACAGGAACCAUCUAGAAAUCGAGUUAGUUCAGGUCCUGGAAACCUAGAAAUGUGGUCUCAUGCAGAUAACAGUUCUGAAAUAAAUACCACUCACAGCCCAGAUAAAGAUUUCCUCCAGAUUGAGCACACAUACGAUAAGAACAUCUCCAUGGAGGAUGACGUUGGGGACAGCAGCCAGUCCAGCUAUGAUGACCCCAGGAUGAUGCAGCUGUACAAUGAAACCAAUCGACAGCUCACACUCUUACACAGCAGCACCAAGUCCCAGCAUGGGGCGCCCGACAACCUCGACUUGUGGAACAGAGUGAUUCUGGAGGACACGCAGUCCACCGCAACGAUCUCGGAUAUGGAUAAUGAUUUGGACUGGGAUGACUGCAGUGGGGGUGUGGCGAUCCCCGGUGAAGGUCAAGUACAAGGAUAUAUGGCUGAAAGUACUGAACCAGAAACCCGGUUUUCAGUGAGACACCUAGAACCGUGGAGUGUGGAGUACCUGGAAGCCAAUCAGGUAGACUGGGAGCUUCCUGUCUCUCCAGAGCCCAGCAAGGACACUGCUCCCGAAGAAUGUCACAUACUGAAUGAGAAAAGUGGACAACUCAUUGCAGACAGCAUUUGGGAUUCUGUCAUGAGAGAUAACGACAUGUCAUCCUUAAUGUUACCCAGCCUAUCACAUAUUACAGAUUCAGAACAAAGCAGAUCAACUCCUGAAACUCCCGGCUCAACAGAAAAAGUUAAAGACAGUGACAUCCCAGACAUGCUUGAUGUCUCUGAAGCCAGUCAGUCCGAAGCACUUACACCUGACCGUGACAACCAGGAUGUGUGGAGGGGAACCUUGCAGGGUGAUGUAGCAUCCUUGGCCACCAGCCUUGAGAGCCCAGGCCAUUUUGGACGUUCAGAUCUAUGGAAAGGUCAUAGCUAUGGGCAAAGUGGAAUUGAGAAGGAAGCCCAUGGCGCCUCUGAAAAGGAGGGCAUUGGUGAGGAGGAGGUGAUAAACUCUGAGGUGGAUAGCGCCUCAGCGAGUCCUAGAAAAGGGGAAGGUGACCAGGAACUCUCUUCUCCAGUUGCAUCUGAGCAUCAAGAAACGUGCAUGGAAUUAGGCAAAAUCAGCUCUCCUUCAGCCACUUCCAGUCCUCAGACUGAGAAACUAGAGGGGAUUUUAGAGCAUGAGAAGGGAACUUAUAAUCUGGAUUCCUGUGAUGUUCAAACAGUAAUGUCUACAAAUAACGUGCAGGCAAAAGAUACCUAUGAAAAGCACCUCCUGAACCAAAGAAAUUUGAGUGAGGCUACUGAAGUUUCAGGUAGGGUGAAUUCAACAGAAAAUAUAUCUUUAUCUGAAAUGGAUCUUGAAGAAAUAGAGAAAUGUAACAUUCUGGAGCCAGAGAGAAUGAAUGAAGUGUCACCUCAUGAAUUUCCCCAAAGCCCCGACAUUUGGCAUGGCCCUAAAGAGAAUGAUGUGCAGGCAAGUUGCACAAGUUCUGAGAUCACCAAGAAUCUUGAAGUUGAGAGUACUGAAAACAGCCUUCCAGGAGCUAGUUCACCUGGAAAUUAUGGCAAAAAUAGUAUUUCUAGUGAGUAUACACAUUCAAGUGCAUCCAGCCCAGAUCUAAAUGAUUCUUCAGCAGCUUUGCUUUCCUGGAGACACAUAUCAAGCACUGAGCACAAUGAGAAAGAGAAUCAAGAUGAUUGGAGUGGACAGAAUCACCAAGAAUCUGAAGCAGUUACCACUGAUGGCCAAGUAGAAUUAAUUCCUGAAAUGAAAGACCUGGAGAAAAACAGAAUGGAAGAGUUUGAGAAGACCUUUGAUCCCAAGGUGCCUAAAUUUUUAGAGAUUUGGAAUUACUCAGCAGAUGGCGAUUCCCUGUCCUCUUUGUCCAGCCCCGAAACAGGCAAAUAUUCUGAAUACUCAGGUGCAUAUCAAGAAAGAAACCUUGUGGUUAGCCAUCAAGAAGAAAACGAAUGUGACACUCCUGAAACUGUGCAGCCGGCGGAUACCAAGUUCAUUUCAACAAGCUCAGGCUCUGACGAUGAUAGUGCAGAUGAUGAAGAGUCAGUGGAGAAAGAGAUCCAUUUGACCACUUGCCAAGAUGCUCGCAGUGAAUCCAGAGCUUGGAACUCGAUGAAUGAAUCUAAUCAGUUCUUGACCACAUCUGAUCUCAACAUUCAGGAAUAUUCUGAACAUAUAGGCAGUUCAGAACCAGCAGAGAGUGAGAAUAAGUCAAGCCCAUUUUAUGAUGAUCAGCAAAGCAGUCCUGAUCAUUGGAAUUUAUCACCACAAUUAGAUUCAUUGAAUGAAUCUAAUAAGCUCUUGGCCACAGCUGAACCCAGUGUUCAGGAAUAUGCUGAACAUAUAGAAAGUUCAGAACCAGCAGAGAAUAAGUCAGACCCAUUUUGUGAUGAUCAGCAAAACAGCCCUGUUCCCUGGAAUUUAUCACCACAAUUACAUUCAUUGGAUGAAUCUAGUAAGUUCUUGGCCAAGGCUGAUCCCAGCGUUCAGGAAUGUUCUGAAUAUGUAGGCAGUUCAGAACUAGGAGAGGAUGAGAAUAAGUCAAGUCCAUUCCAUGAUGAUCAACGAAGCAGCCCUGAUCCCCGGAAUUUAUCACCACAAUUAGAUUCAUUGGAUGAAUCUAGUAAGUUCUUGGCCAAGGCUGAUCCCAACACUCAGGAAUGUUCUGAAUAUGUAGACAAUUCAGAACCAGCAGAGAAUGAAAAUAAGUCAAACUUGUUCCAUGACGAUCAACAAAGCGGCUCUGAUCACUGGAAUUUCUCACCACAGUUAGAUUCACUGAAUGAAUCUAGUAAGUUCUUGGCCACAGCCAGUCCCAACACUCAGGAAUGUUCUGAAUAUGUAGACAGUUCAGAACCAGCAGAGAAUGAAAAUAAGUCAAACUUGUUCCAUGACGAUCAACAAAGCAGUCCUGAUCGCUGGAAUUUUGCACCACUAAAGGAGACUGAAAUACAGGUUACAGCAGUGGAUAGGGAGACAAAAUCUUCCCCAGAAGCAGUGAAGACAGCAGAUACUACAUGGCAGAUAUCUCCCCAAACUCAACCACAGACUACAAAUAAUUCUAAAUUGAAAAUGCUUGGCUUCUCAGCUGAGAGUGCUGAGUGGUGGACUGCCUCUCCACAGGAAGGAAGACCAGUUGAGAGAACAUUUGAAGGGGAGCUGUCAAAUUCAAGUGAAGUGUUACAGAUGAAUUCUUCAGUCUACCAAAAUGUGGAUGCCUGGCGACUGCCCACCCAUGGUGAUGUUGAAUCCAUGGAAACCCAUCGUACUACUCCUUUCAAGGAUAAACAUCAGUCCACCUUUCCGGAUAGUAAUGCGAAGAACUCCCAUGAGCAACUUUGGAACAUUCAACCAAAAGAACCAGUCUCAGAUGCUGAUGAGCUUAACCAACUGGAAAUAUUUGACCAAAUUAAAGAAAAGAAUUCAAGAGAGAAAGUCUUCAUGUCUUCUGCUGGUGAUGAAGUCACUUUUGAAACACAUACCGAAGAGCAGUGUCAGGAUACUGUGCUGCCAGUUGGGGAUCAGCCAGACCCAACAUUUACAGGUGAAAAUGAAUGUGUUGUAUCUCAUGUUUCAACUUUUGAGUGUCAAGAAACAAAUUGGUGGGAACAAGAAAAAUUAUACACCAGUGAAAUUACAAAUUCAAGCAUUGCCUCAGAAAAUGUCCCUGUUGUCAGUUCUCCUAUCCAACUGGUAAAGAAUCCAGGCUCAGAAUGGAAUGAGUCUAUCUCUAGUGAGGGCCCUCAAGGUAUGUUUGUUCCAGAUAUUUUACAUGGCAAUUUCCAAGAGGGUGGGCAGCUGGCCUCAGCGUCACCUGACUUGUGGAUGGAUACGAAGCAGCCCUUGAGCUUGAAAGCAGAUGGUGAGAAUCCUGACAUACUGACUCACUGUGACCAUGAUAGCAACUCACAGGCUUCCAGCAGCCCUGAUAUAUGUCACGAUUAUGAAGCAAAGCAGGAGACUGAGCACCAUAUCAGUGCUUGGAUGGAACCUGAAGUGGAAUCUAGUGAGUUAAAUGUCACAGAACCAAAGAUGGAUGAAGAGCCCAGUCAGGAGCCUGGGCAGGCAUUAGUCCCAUACAACUCAGGACUGUAUUCUCAAAAUGUCAUUCCACUGCCUGCAAUGAGUGAACAAGCAAAUGGUAGUGGCAUGUCUCAGCCUGCCUCUCAUAAAGUUUCUCUGGAACCUUCUGAAAUAAAUGAUGAAAAUGAUACAGAUUUGCAAGCAUCAGAAACAGGAACCAGCCCAGACGCAGCACCAGUUUUGAAACUUUUUGACAGAACAAUCCCAGUGAAUGAAAAUGUGGGAGCCAGUAUUUUUGUGACUCACUCAGAGCCAACUCUGGAUGGCAAUAGCCAUUUGAUAUCAGACAACUUUGCUCCUGAAAAUAAAAGAGAUGCGAGGGCCUUGCUUGUCUAUGAGCAACCUUUUAUUACUGAGAGCCCUGCCUCAGUUACUGACACUCUCUUGGUCUCAGACAUGUGUCUGGAUAUAAGCGAAGCUGCCUUUGACCACAGUUUCAGUGAUGCCUCAGGUCUCAACACAUCCACGGGAACAAUAGAUGACAUGAGUAAAUUGACAUUAUCAGAAGGCAAUCCUGAAACGCCAGUUGAUGGGGAUGCAGGGAAGCAAGAUAUCUGUUCAUCUGAAGCCUCAUGGGGUGAUUUUGAAUAUGAUGUAAUGGGCCAAAAUAUUGACGAGGACUUAAUGAAAGAGCCUGAACACUUUCUCUAUAGUGCUGACCAUCCUAUAGAGGAAGAUGUCCUGAAGCAACCUCUGGCACCAUACACUCCUCCCUUUGAUUUGUCCUAUCUGACAGAACCUACCCAGGGUGCUGAAAAGAUAGAGGGAGCUGAGUCUCCAAAGGGUGAAUCUCUAAGGAGCGAAGCCGCAGAGCUAUUGCUUUCUGCCGUGCCUGAUCGAAUGGGCAAGGAAAACCACACAGAGACUAAAAGCAUACAGCCUGGACAGCUGGUGGCGCUGCAUAUUUAUGAAGACUCUGAGUCCCUUUCUUUGUCUUUGCCUGCAAGAGAAGGCUUGAACGUUGAGUUGUCUCCAUCCAACGAUGUUGACUGGGAUGCAGAAACAGAUAAUUCUUACUCACCAGCAGGUGGAGACAUAGGACCACCAAAUGGUGCCAACAAGGGGAUAUUAGACUUAGAAGAAGAAAAAGUAAUUCCUACCAAACACCCUGAGCAAUUAAAAUCAGGAUACAAGGAAGAAAGACGCACAGAGAAGAAUGAAGAUCACCGCACACUACACAUGGAUUACAUACUUGUAAACCAUGAAGAAUAUUCGCCUCAGGGGCCAGAGGCCUGUGAAGCAAGAGAACACACAUUUGAAUUAGAAGAAUCUCACACAAAUUCUGAAGAAAUGGGGCUGCCAGGAACUCAGUUAGCAAGUUUCCCAGACACAUUUAAGGCAGCCUCCUUAAAUGAAAGACGCAACUAUUCUCCAGAGAGAGUAGUUUCCAGAGAUGUUAAGAGAUCUUCUCCUGAAAGCCCUGGGCAAGACCAGGGUUGGAUGGUCUUGGGCCACAGUGAGGUUGGUGAUCCAGCGUCAGGAGGUUCCAGUCAGCUGGAAGCCAAGAUCUCAGAGUCUGGAUGGUCUGCCGAGGCUAUGGCGUCAGCCUCAGAUCCCAGCCGGGGCAAGGGUUACCAGAUGCAGGUUCUGGGAGAAGCGCAGCGUCUAGAAUCUUUAGUGCUAGAGGAAGCCUCUGGUCUGAGCAGCCAAUCAAGGAAGACCGAGAGCCGUGGCGGGGCUGGGCCAGAUGCUGUUACAUUGCCGGCUGUUGCCCGUGACAAUGAAUGGGAAAUGCUCUCACCACAGCCUUCUCAGAAAAACAUGAUGCUUGAAGCAGAAAUGGAGGAGGAGACAGAGUUCCUUGAGCCCAGAACCAGGAAACCAAGACCAAACGGACUACUGUCAGAGGAUGUAGGAAUGGACACCCCCUUUGAUGAGGGAAUGCUGAGCCCCAGUGCUGCAGACAUGAGGCCUGAACCUCCUAAUUCCCUGGAUCUCGAUGGCACACAUCCUCGGAGAAUCAAGCUUACAGCCCCAAAUAUCAACCUUUCUCUGGAUCAGAGUGAAGGGUCUGUUCUCUCUGAUGAUAACCUAGACAGUCCAGAUGAAAUUGAUAUCAAUGUGGAUGAACUUGAUACCCCUGAUGAAGCAGACUCUUUUGAAUACACUGGGCAUGAGGAUCCCAUAGCCAACAGAGAUUCUGGUCAAGAGUCAGAGUCUAUUCCAGAAUAUACAGCAGAAGAGGAGCGGGAAGACAACAGGUUGUGGAGGACAGUGGUGAUCGGAGAACAAGAGCAGCGGAUUGACAUGAAGGUCAUCGAGCCCUACAGGAGAGUCAUUUCUCAUGGAGGAUACUAUGGGGACGGUCUAAAUGCCAUCAUUGUGUUUGCCGCCUGUUUUCUGCCAGACAGCAGUCGGGCGGAUUACCACUAUGUCAUGGAAAAUCUUUUCCUGUAUGUAAUAAGUACUUUGGAGCUGAUGGUAGCUGAAGACUAUAUGAUUGUAUAUUUGAAUGGUGCAACCCCAAGACGGAAGAUGCCAGGGCUAGGGUGGAUGAAGAAAUGCUACCAGAUGAUUGACAGACGGCUACGGAAGAAUCUGAAAUCCUUCAUUAUUGUUCAUCCUUCUUGGUUCAUCAGAACAAUCCUUGCAGUGACACGGCCUUUUAUAAGUUCAAAAUUCAGCAGUAAAAUUAAAUACGUCAGUAGCUUAUCGGAACUCCGUGGGCUGAUCCCAAUGGACUGCGUCCAUAUCCCAGAGAGCAUCAUCAAGUACGAUGAAGAAAGAUCUUAUAAGAGAAGUGUGAGAACUAGCUGCCUUUACAAUGAUCCAGAAAUGUCUUCUACUGAGAAGGACAUUGACCUGAAGUUGAAAGAAAAGCCCUAGUUGACCAUGGCUGGAAGAAGAGGAUGCCUUUGUGCAUCGUGGUCCUGCUGAAUCUCACCUACCUGGAAGAGACAGGGCUGAUGAUGUUUUUUUCCCACUUUGCACUACCUGGUGCCAUUCUAAAUUUCUAAGGGAAAAAACAGUAAGGGGACGUGUUUACUCGUCACAUGUUUUAUGAAAUUGUGUGUAUUUUCCUAUUUUGCCAAUUAUGUGCCUCAAAGAUUUUAGUUGAACCUUAGCAGGAAAGUAGGACCUUCCAUUCCGAUAUUUUGUUAUCCUUUGGUGCAGUGGUAUUUUGUCCUUUAGACCAGAAUUUACCAAUAAGACAAAUUCCUAUUAAUAAGUGUGAAUAGAUUUGUUCCCAUAGAUAAGCUGCACUUCUCCUUGGUGAUCCUUUCAGGUUGAGGUACACAGAAAAUUGUCCGCAUAUAACUCCACCAUUAAAAUCCUAAAUUUGCUUAGUAUAGUCAGGAACCAGAGAGGUGUGAAAGCUGAGUGACAGCUUUGUUAUCCUCUACAGGAAUCUUCUCAAAGGGAAGCCAGUCUUUCUAAUUCACAUGGAUUUUAUGUUAAUUAUCAAAUUGGACAUCAAUCUUUAUCUGAAUGGGCCUUCUUAAAGACUAUCAUUUCUCCAGUGACUGGUGAAGACCUCCACAAUGAGAAAUUUAAGAUUAAUGCCCAUGUUUUUGGUAGCUGUCUGUACUCCAAUCCGUAAAACUAGUUCAGUAUGUUGGUCUUUUCAUCCCAGCAUCUAAGGGCCAAGGGCUCCCUAGGUGUAACAUAGCCAACUCAGAAAUUCACUAUUUGGUGAGGCUCCGUUGUCUGAAUUGCUCUUUCACUUGCAUUAUAAAAAGUAAUCCACUUUAAAACGGUCCAAUCUGAUCACAGGUUUAAAAUUAAGUAUGAGUAUGUAGUACUGUUUACAAAACAUUUCUUUUACGGUCUCCAUAUGUCUAUCCUUAAAAUGUUAACUUAAUUUCAAAUCUAUGGACCUCUAGGACAAAAGGUCAGCAAACAACACCCAAAUCCAGCUUUUCUAUGGUCUGUGCGCUAAGAAUGGUUUUUACAUUUUUAAGUGGUUUUUAAAAACCAAAACAAGAGUAAUAUUUCAUGACUCACAAAAAUUCUUCAGAUUUCAGUGUCCAUAGCUAAGGUUUUAUCAGAACACAGCCAUGUUCAUUUGUUUACGUAUUGUCUCUGGGUACUUUUGCACAACGCAGGCAGAGUAGGUAGUCGUGAGUCCACAUGGCCCACAAAGCUUAAAAUAUUCACUACCUUCAUAGUAAAUUUGCUGACUCCUCUACUAGUGCAUAGUCUUCCUCCCUCUGUUUGUACUUAGAUAUUAUUUUCCCUAACAGAAGGACAAAUAAGACUGUACACUCAAUUCUUUUCAAGAACUGAGCAGGUAGCAGCUAUAUCUUCUUUGACAUCCACAGAGAGUAAAAUACCUGGCCUUCUGGAAAAGGCAGGGGGCCCCUAGCCACAAAAGCCCUGCUCCGUAUGUGUUUGCAAGAUCCAAAGUGAAGCCGCCUUCUAAAGAACUGUUAAUUGUUUACAUGUGUUGCUGAGGUCUUCAUCUUACUUCUGGAACCACUUCUGAGUCUCCAGUAUCACCUAUGACAAACAAGCUAGCAAAACUAAAAACGUUACGGAGAGUGGGGUUCUAUCAUAGCCUCACGGCGGUAACUUCCUUGGGAGGAGCCAUCACGGAAGAGCCUUGGGUGUAAUGAGCUCUUCAAAGUAGACACCUUUGCACAGCUGACUGAGUUUCACUGACCUCAUUUGCUUCAUGUUGGACUUUUACCUACCCUCCACCCAUACUCACACACACAUACACGUGUUAGCUCUCUUCCUUGACAAUACUAAGCCAUAGGUAUCUAUUUUCCUUCCUUGGUCUCUUUCAACUUAAGUAUCUUGUGGAACUGUGUUCUUUUGGGUCUCUACCCUUAAAGCAUCUGGUUUGCCUGAUAGGAAAACUCUAGACCCCACCCUCUGUCGCAGCCCAAAUGACGCCUCUCCCAGAACUUAGUGUUGACACAAGGACAGUAACCCAAUAUUCUGGUUUGCUGACGUGUUUAUAACUGUUGCCCUGGCCUAAUGAUUAAUAAUGCUCCCUUCUGCUCUCAGUAAUGUCCCACUUGGGAAGAUAAAUUACGUGAUUACCCUAGCCACAGGAAGUAAUGAAGAACCCAGUGUUCCAUUUAGUGGUGCAAGCCUGAGGACGUAGGGAGUUGAUCAAGGGCUCCUGUAAAGCCAAUCAGACAAGGGACAAUCUCACCAUUCACAUUUUCUGUCCAGCCUAUUUGUGGAAGACUACCUUUUUUUUACUCAGGUAGUAUGCUGUUUGAAGCUUUGUCUUCCUACAUGGCAAUGAUGGGUGUUUUUCCCAAUCAAUGGUUUUUUUUUUGGGGGGGGGCUGUUCUGUGGGCUGCAUAACCAUUCUGAUAUUUAGGCAUCUGCUACUUUAUUGUCUCUUAAAAAGACAAAUUAAGUUACUUGCACGUGCUAGAGAAAAUCCACCAUGUAAAUUCAAUCCAAAUAAAUAGAAUCCUGGAGGAAUCCUGAAAAAAAAUAACCCCUAAGCAGAUAGGUAGACAGAUGUAAACAUUCAUGUCAUCCAGCUAUCUAGCUCCUGCAUUCUGAGCAUUCUUGCUUUGGUUCUGACUUCUGGAAACUGCUUUGCACUCUUCCUGUAGUUUGUAGUUAAGGGAGCUAGAGGUCGUUAGGGCAAAAGGAUUGUUUUCCCAAUGUGGCAACUGGUCUUCAUGUAGCUUCUUGAUUAAGUGAAAGAACAAAAGUCUGCAGGGAAUAUAUUGUCAAGGACUGAGAAAGGUUUGUUUGAGGUCACUUGAUGGGUAUGGGCAGAAAACCCUAAGAUUCCUUUCGAAGCCAUACAAUGUUUUAGGAGGUCACCCUCUAAGACAUACUUUGAGAUGUGUGAGGAAGUCACUACUCCUAGCCUUCGUUAUUAGAUAUAUUUUCGGUAUUCACUUAUGGUACUAUGUUUGCAGCUCUCAUCACAAUGCCUCAGUAGUUUGCUCCCUUAGAAACACUUAGAUGUGCACAAAUUAAUCUUUUAUAUAUUUAAAGGAUUUUCUAUCAUGUAUCAGAUGAUGCCAAAUAAAGUAUCUAUUAGACCAUGUUUGGGUAAAUAAAGAAAUUCUCCAUAAAUAGUGUGGAUUAAUAAUAUAAAGAUAUGUAACAACACAACAUACAUAUAACCUCUCUGUACAAUUCAGAAAUAAAAAUUAAUUCCACA